Varanus komodoensis (Komodo dragon) is the source of this 345-nucleotide messenger RNA. It is a transcript of the gene GHRL, whose product is annotated as ghrelin and obestatin prepropeptide. Gene Ontology annotation, cellular component: extracellular region. Gene Ontology annotation, molecular function: growth hormone-releasing hormone activity; ghrelin receptor binding. Gene Ontology annotation, biological process: negative regulation of inflammatory response; positive regulation of growth hormone secretion; regulation of response to food. The transcript is spliced from 4 exons. The record is from RefSeq and is a predicted model, not a curated record. The coding region runs from base 1 to 345 and encodes 114 amino acids. Lineage: Eukaryota; Metazoa; Chordata; Lepidosauria; Squamata; Varanidae.
AUGUAUGUCAGAGUUGUGAUCGUAGGAAUGCUCCUGGUCUGUUCACUCUGGACUGAGAAUGCUCUAGCUGGUUCCAGUUUUUUAAGUCCUGUACAACCAAAGACGCAGCAACGGAAAGUCCCUCAGAAACCUACAACUAAGUUCUAUCGCCGAGAAGUGGAAGCACUUUUCGAUGACCAUCAAAGUAAUACUGACAGAAGCGACAAUGAAAUAGAAAUAAAGUUUACAGUUCCCUUUGAAGUUGGCAUGAAAAUUUCAGAAGAACAGUACAGAGACUAUGGACAAAUAUUGGAGAAGCUGAUGGAAGACAUGCUUGCUGAGGAUAAUAAAGGUGAAAAACACUAA